AUGGCGGGUCGAGGCGGUGUUUAUAACGACACCACCACGAACACCACCGUGUGGGACGGUGUAAUUCCGCCGGAAUGUCGAUCCAAUCCUUCGAUCCUCCGUCUCACGGCCAAGCUCGAGUGGGAAGAAGCUAAAGAGCCACUCCACGUUGAUAUUGAUGUUAACAAGACCAAUGGUAUUGGACCGGGAAUGAUAUUUGCAAACCGGGUGGUUAACCGGUUUGGUCAGGUGGGUUUGGUUCCUUGCUCUAUAGGUGGGACUAAACUAAGCCAAUGGCAAAAGGGUGAGUUUUUGUACGAGGAAACGGUUAGGAGGGCGAAAGCUGCGGCUGUGGCUAGUGGUGGUGGCUCGUACCGGGCGGUUUUGUGGUAUCAGGGUGAGUCGGAUACGGUUGAUAUGGUGGAUGCUUCGGUUUAUAAGAAGAGGCUAGUCAAGUUUUUUAGUGACCUUCGAAGUGAUUUAAAUCAGCCAAAUCUUCCUAUUAUUCAGGUGGCACUAGCUACUGGAGCAGGACCAUAUCUUGACGCGGUGAGAAAAGCUCAAUUGGGGACAGAGCUUGAGAAUGUGCAUUGUGUUGACGCAAUGGGACUACCUCUUGAACCGGACGGUUUGCAUUUGACCACAUCUUCUCAGGUCCGGCUCGGUCACAUGAUGGUCGAUGCUUUCUUGGCCAUUCCCAACUCGGCUCGACCACCAUUCUAUUGCUUUUCUUUCUUUCUUCUCUUUCCGCUACUUUUUGUUACAAUAUUUUUGGACCUACCUUAA
Messenger RNA from Arabis nemorensis, 765 nucleotides. Lineage: Eukaryota; Viridiplantae; Streptophyta; Magnoliopsida; Brassicales; Brassicaceae. The record is from the annotation of a GenBank genome assembly.